AUGCUUGAAGUCGAUCGAAAGAAAAACAUAAUAAUGCAGCAGGCCUGUGACUCAUGUCGACUACGGAAAAUGAAAUGCUCACAAGAAUAUCCUUAG
Molecule: messenger RNA, 96 nt
Organism: Priceomyces carsonii
Lineage: Eukaryota; Fungi; Ascomycota; Pichiomycetes; Serinales; Debaryomycetaceae
Exons: 1
Coding region: 1-96 (31 amino acids)
Biological process (GO): regulation of DNA-templated transcription
Molecular function (GO): DNA-binding transcription factor activity, RNA polymerase II-specific; zinc ion binding
Source: RefSeq, a predicted model, not a curated record